CAAACACAUGCAUGUGGUUUCGCUGUUUGUAACUUUUUCCACCUGAUUCGUGUAAAUGUAUUGCAUAGUAAGCAAGCCGAAUGCGCGCACGACUUUCCAGUGUAAUGAGAAUGUGAUUAUAAUGUAAGAGGCGCAAACAAACGGCACGGUCGUCGUUGUCGUCGAUCAACGCUGAAUUGACGGAGCAAAACAGAAAACAGCAACAGUUAUAGGUAGUAACUCGAGCCGGUCAGACGCAAAAGAAACGUGUGUCUGUACAUACAAAUAAAAUCCAAUAUAUCGAAUUGGCAUAUCACUUGUUAUCCAAUUCUUCGUUACUUAUCUCGUUUUUUUCUCAUUCCAAAAAGGUAAUUAGCGAGAUAAAGUUUUAGCCGUAAUUCAACAAGUUUUUAUCUCAAGUAAAUUUUUUUUCGUACAAAUUUUAUCAGUAUCGUUGUUUGUGCAGUUCAACGGCAAAAAAAAGUAACCAGUGGCAUUAAAUUGGUCUUGAGAAACUCUAUUUGUGUGCAAAAAAUUUUGUGUAAUUUUCAGAACGAAAAAACAAAUUUUUUAUCUGGAUUUGAACAAUCGAGAUUCGGAAUAGAAGUUGAUACCAGCAUGCGACAGAUUGGAGCUGAGAAUCACGAUCCAUUAAAACGUAUUCAGGCCGAAAUUAACGAGGUUGAGCAACGGGAGCGCGAACAUCGCGAGAAACUAGCUACCGCUACGAAAAUGUUGUCACAAUCGCAUGACGGUGAUUUUGUCGAUGAUGCUGGCAUUGAUCCAUCAAUGUCGCCUAUUAGCGAUGGCCACUCAAGCUUGUCAAGCACCCCGGAUAAAGACCCAUGUAGCGACAGUGUUUCGGCAUUCUCUGACGAUUCCGGCAUUUCGUCAGCUUCAAGCCCAAUCAACGGGCAAUCGGCUAAUGAAAUCGAUCCACCGAAAAAUAUGUCAAACAUCAACUCACCGUCGAAGUAUAUUCGCUUGAAUACCGUUCAGAAUGCAAUUUCGGCCAGCCCAUUCAAGGCGAACACAACGUCUGGCGUCGCUUCGAAAAUCAUUUCACGCACUACAUCUACGCCACAAAUUUUUGUACCGGGCAUAACACCACGAUUUCAAAUUAAUCCAGCCAAAAAAGGACUCAUGCAACGCUUCAUCUCGACUCGUGGUAAAAUGGCUGCUGCAGCUAAUGCCGCCAAUGCGGCCAAUUCAAUCAACAAUAAUAAUGAUAACAACAUCACAAAAAAUGGCGUUGGUGCAAUGGAAACGACUCAGAAACAGAAUGGAUUUGCAAACAAACGGAAUGACGCGAUUUUGACUUCGUUGGAAUUGAAUCGCACGCCGUUCAUGCUACAGCAAGAUUCUUCAUCACCGCCAAUCAUCGAACGAGAUGCUACUGGCAAGCCAAUCCGUCGUGGUUUCAUUCCAGUUGAAGAGAAGAUCCAAAAGGAAUUACGUGACAUACGCUCACGUGAAACCGAAUUGAAGCGAAUGCGUCGCAAUCAGCUGCUCCAAUCGCAACCGGAUUUAUUGGACUGUGUCGAUCAAGGUGUUGACUGUGACUCAACUGGUGAAGACUCCGAUGAUGAGCCCUGCUACAAGCUACGAUCAUCAAAAUCGAUCAGCGAAUUGUGUGACGCAUUGACACAAAAUACUAGUCUUUCGCCAAGAGAAUCGCCAAGUCCAUUAUAUUAUCAGCGAGAGAUGAGCCGAAGUGUAUUGAAGCCGGCCGUAUCGUUGGCGCAAUUGUGCGAUGUAGAUCCAAGCGAGACACCAUCUUCGCAUCGUCUCAUCGCUCAAUGGGAGAGUAUCAUACAGAAAAAUCAAUAAAUCCGUUCGCUAUGCCGGUACCAGUCUUGCAACUACGUCUCUAGAGAGGAGAAAAAUAUUGUAGAAAUGAUGAAACGCAGCACAUUUUCAAUAAUCUAAAUUGCACACCAUACAAAAAAGGAACAAUACUGCUAUUCUAUUUAAAUUUGCUCAAACUCUAUCAUAAAGCUUCUUCUAAUCUUAAAUUUAUUACCUUUUCCCAACUCCUCUUCCCCGGCCAGCCUUUAGCAAUUUUAUUUGUUCUAAUUUUUGCACGAAAUCAUUUAUGAAAAUUAGAUUUUAAAUAAUUAUCUUAAGGAAUUUUCUCAUUUGGUGGCAUUUUUCAUCUUCUUUCUUCUGAUCUAUUAUUAUCGCCGGCGAGAUCAACACGUUUUUUCCACCCCCAUCAAAAUUAAAACAUAAAAUGCGAUCCAUACGAUGUUCAAUCAGAAGAGAGAAGAGAAUAUUUUGUAAAGUAAUUAAAGAAAAUAAAACGAAAAAAAAGAGUUGAAAAUGGUCAAAAUUAGCUGUGAAUCGCAUGGAGUUAGAGAGAAGGAAAAAAAAACAAAUCGAUACAAUUUAACUUAAUUGAAACAUAUUUUAAGUGAACAAAUAUUACGAGAAAAUCACUUGUUUAUUAUUGGUAAAUUCUACAUUUCUUUUUUUUUUUUUUAAUUACCUAAUUAAGAAAAUGAAGCGAUUUCAAUGCGAAAUCGUAAUUGCAUACAAUAAUUUAACCACAAAUUUAUUGAAGCAUAAAAAUAAAUGUAUUCUUUUUUUAUUUCAAAAAUUAAAA
Molecule: messenger RNA, 2584 nt
Organism: Sitodiplosis mosellana (orange wheat blossom midge)
Lineage: Eukaryota; Metazoa; Arthropoda; Insecta; Diptera; Cecidomyiidae
Gene: mdu
Exons: 5
Coding region: 598-1809 (403 amino acids)
Source: RefSeq, a predicted model, not a curated record